This is a messenger RNA of Zerene cesonia (dogface butterfly), 1330 nucleotides long. RefSeq lists its product as uncharacterized. The record is from RefSeq and is a predicted model, not a curated record. Gene Ontology annotation, cellular component: membrane. The coding region runs from base 1 to 1014 and encodes 337 amino acids. Gene Ontology annotation, biological process: hemocyte migration. Gene Ontology annotation, molecular function: growth factor activity. NCBI's taxonomy places the organism in Eukaryota, Metazoa, Arthropoda, Insecta, Lepidoptera, Pieridae. The transcript has 7 exons.
AUGCAGUUCGUGAAGGACGAUCCAGAACUUGGUGAUCUUGAUUACGCGAAUGACGUUGGUGAAGAAUGGGAUCCCAUAGAGGACGAUAUCAGCUCCACAGCGAGACCCAUGCUUGGAGUCACGCCGUCAGCGUUCACGCGACUCGACGGUUACAGACAUACCAUCGUAUCCGCUGUUGAUCCUAUCGCUGCUACCAAUGAACGGCCGAGGAUAUUGGAUGAUUCCCAGGCGACCGCAGAAGAGCGGGUAGCAAUCCGCAAGGGAGUGCUAACGAACAUGGCAUCCGUGGUUCGCGCCUACAAGUGCCUCACGCCGCAGCCGCGCUGGCUCACUGUGAGGAAACUCGCGCCAGCUGCUGAUACAGUUUACACGCCCCCUUGCGUACAACUCCACCGCUGUGCCCCAGACUCCGGCUGCUGCUACAACGAGGCAGAAGUUUGCGCGCCCGUUGAUGGAAAAUACGUCGCCAUUCCUUUCUUCCUUAACAAAGCGGACGGGAACUUGACAGCAGCUCGGAUGCUGUUCUUCAACCACACGAGAUGCGCCUGCGUAUCCAAGGAUACCUUACAAAGCACAGCCCGGACACGCCUCGAUCGGAUCGAUAGAAUUGAUCGGCCGGAGCGACCGGAUCGCAAGGAUCGGAUCGAUCGGACGGAACGGACACGUGACUUCAGAGAACGGCAGAACGACUGGCGACCGCCCACUGAAGAACCUUCGAGAGAGGAGGACCAGACGUCUCCACCAUUGUUGAAGAGGUGCGCGUGCCCGGGCUUCUUCCGCAGCCGGAUCAGCAACGGCGCGUGCACGUGCGCGUGCGACUGGGCCGAGGCGAGCAAGCGGCGCGACUGCCUGUCGCUGGGCCGCGGGCGCGAGCACUUCGGGCUGCGCGACCGGCUGUGCAUCGCGCGCGGCGAGUGCGCGCCGCCCGCGUGCGAGCACGGCGCCUACGAGCGGCACGCCGGCCGCUGCCCGCUGCGCCGCUACCGCCGCCGCUACCGCCCGCGCCGCGCCUGACCGCCUGACCGCCGCGCAGUUGCUGAUGAUGAUAAAUCAUCCGGACGUUUUGACUUCGCGAGUGAGAUGAAGGGCUGCACAUAGUCUUCACUUCAAUGGAAAUAAAUUCAAUUUAAAAUCUAAUUAUCGAAAACAAAAAAAGCAGUAAACUUAAAGAUAAUAUUGUUAUUACUACUAUCAACAUUCAUCUAAUAAUGGAGCCAUUGUAACAUCAUUAUUAUUGCCAAUUUACACAUAUAGAAGUAGGAAAAUACCUGACAAUACUGUGACAUGACUAGCCCUUUGCCGAUUCCGCCGGGUUGACCUCGGAUCAAAA